Molecule: messenger RNA, 1385 nt
Organism: Ochotona princeps (American pika)
Lineage: Eukaryota; Metazoa; Chordata; Mammalia; Lagomorpha; Ochotonidae
Gene: GALM
Product: galactose mutarotase
Exons: 7
Coding region: 124-1152 (342 amino acids)
Biological process (GO): glucose metabolic process; beta-D-galactose catabolic process via UDP-galactose, Leloir pathway
Molecular function (GO): aldose 1-epimerase activity; carbohydrate binding
Source: RefSeq, a predicted model, not a curated record
GAAGGGGAGGAGUGUGAGUCAAGCCACACCCCUUUCCACUCCGAUAUCCUGGAGUCGUUCCCGGCUGGGCAGCUGGAAGUUGGAAGAGUAGGAGCUAGAGAGCCGCACGCCCAAACUUUCCGGAUGGUUUCGGUGACCAGAUCCGUGUUUGGGGAGCUGCCCUCGGGCGCGGGCACGGUGGAGAAAUUCCAACUUCAGUCAGACCUGCUGAGGGUGGACAUCAUCUCUUGGGGCUGCACCAUCACGGCCCUGGAAGUGAAAGACAGGCAGGGGAGAGCCUCAGACGUGGUGCUUGGCUUUGCCGAGUUGGAAGGAUACCUCCAGAAGCAACCCUACUUUGGAGCAGUGAUUGGGAGGGUGGCCAACCGAAUUGCCAAAGGAACAUUCAUGCUGGAUGGAAAGGAAUUUCAGCUGCCCAUCAACAGGGGGCCCAACAGCCUGCACGGAGGACUCUGGGGCUUUGAUAAGGUGCUCUGGUCCCCUCAGGUGUUGCCCAAUGGCGUGCAGUUCUCCCGCGUCAGUCCAGACGGUGAGGAGGGCUACCCCGGAGAGUUAAAAGUCUGGGUGACGUACACUUUGGAUGGAGGAGAGCUCAUGGUCAACUAUAGAGCCCAGACCAGUCGGACCACACCAGUCAGUCUCACCAACCAUUCUUAUUUCAACCUGGCUGGCCAGGGUUCUCCAAAUAUAUAUGACCAUGAAGUUACCAUAGAAGCUGAUGCUUUUUUGCCAGUGAAUGAAGCCCUUAUUCCUACAGGAGAAGUUGCCCCGGUGCAAGGAACUGCCUUCGACCUAAGGCAGCCGGUGGAACUUGGGAAGCACUUGCAGCAGUUCAGCAUAGAUGGCUUUGACCACAAUUUCUGUCUGAAGCAAUCCAAAGAGAAACAUUUCUGCGCAAGGGUGCGUCACGCUGCAAGCGGGCGGGUACUAGAAGUGUACACCACCCAGCCUGGGGUCCAGUUCUACACGGCCAACUUCCUGGACGGCACGCUGAAGGGCAAGGGCGGAGCAGUCUAUCCCAAGCACUGUGGUUUCUGCCUGGAGACCCAGAACUGGCCUAACGCAGUCAACCAGUCCAACUUCCCUCCUGUGCUGCUGAGGCCUGAGGAGGAAUACAACCACACCACCUGGUUCAAGUUUUCUGUUGCUUAAGGAAGUGUGCACACUUGAUCCUGCAGAGAGCAGACCAGGAGCCCCCUCCGCAGCCUGUCUCCAGUCCAGAGAUGUGGGUGAAGACUGAGAGGCCUUCCAAGCGAUCCGGCAAAUUAGAAUUGUAUGAAUGGUAGCCGACUAGAUAAUCAGUGUGAAAUGUGGAUUUCCUUUCCCAAGCCUGGCUCCAGGCCACGUCUAACAAUCAGCUCUCUUCUCCGGGCAAGUAAAAUCCA